ACACACGCACACACACACGCACACACUCAGCAACGCUCCCAUGGAUUCUGUAAUCGAGCGUCGAGCUGCAGGAUCCGCUUUAACGCACGCUUCUCCUCGGAUGGGAUCCUCGGAAAACAUCGCAUAGCUGCCUCCGACGCGGAGCUCCAGCCCUGCAUCGUCCCCCACAAGUUGUUAGCGUGUGUGCGUAUGUGUGUGUGUGGAGCAAGAGGCGGGCUUCUCUUGUUUAUCAAAAAAUGACUCGACAUGACUCGAAAUACACGGAAAACGACCCUGGGAACCUUAACCGGCUGCGAGAGUGAGGCGCAGAUCAUCUGAAUGAAAGUCAAAAGUGUGGUUGGGUGGCCAUGGACCCAUUCAGCCUGCUCAUCCUCACCAUCUCGGUGAUCAGUUUCUUCUCCUUCCAGUGGCUCUUCCACUGGCUCAGCCCCUGGGUGUCCUCACGCAUCAGCUCCAGCUUCCUCAGCCUCAGUGACAAGCAGAAGGUGGAGUGGAACUCAAGGACGGUGUCGACGUUUCACGCGCUGUUGGUGGGAAUCUUCUGUCUCUACAUCUUGUUCUUUGAUGAUCCCGUCAAUGAAGACCCAGUCUGGGGAGAUCCUACACUGGUGAAGACUAAUGUUGCCAUCACAACAGGCUACCUCAUAUCUGAUCUGCUGCUAAUAUUUUACUAUUGGAAGGCGAUAGGCGACAAGUUUUUUGUAGUUCACCACCUGGCAGCGUUGUAUGCUUACUACUAUGUACUGGGCUUAGGAAUGUUGCCUUAUUUUGCUAACUUCCGUCUGCUUGCGGAGUUUUCCACGCCAUGUGUUAACCAGCGCUGGUUCUUUGAGGUACUAGGUUAUCCUAAAUCCUCCCGGCCCAACAUGGCGAACGGUGUUGUCAUGGCAGCAGUCUUUUUCUUUGUCCGCAUCGCCGUCAUGCCGGUCUACUACAUCCGUAUGUACAUGGUGUAUGGCACCGAGGCCUUCUACCUGGUGCCCUGGGGGGGCCGCGUGGCCUGGAUCGGCUCCAGCAUCUGCUUGGACAUCAUGAACGUUAUGUGGAUGCAUAAGAUCGCUCGCGGCUGCUACAGAGUGCUGCGCUCGGCACAAAGGAGCAAAGCCAGAGCGCCUCAAGAGAAUGGGAAGACGGAUUAAGGGAAACAAGGUGUCAGUGGUGGGAGAACUCCACAGCAGAGACAAAAUGACAUCAUUGGCAGUGUGUGGAUAGCAGUUUGGACUGUCAAACCUGCGAGGUGAUGUUACAGGAUCGAAUGUAAUGAGGGAAUUAUUUUGGAAAGCAAGCCUACCAAUGGACUGUUUAACAGACUAAGCCAUGGAAUGACCUGUUGGCAAUGUGAGCAUGGCAAAUUUCCUCUCCACCAAACAAGGAGUUCGUCCCGAGACAAUGGAUUACCACAAAUCGUCCAAAAGUUUACUUUUCUUUAUGCUCAGCAAAAUACUUUAAAAUAUUUUGAUUAUUAUUACUGCUGCCUGAGUCCCGGGAUGGAAAUGAUGGAAUAUGUUGAUGGUAAAGCAAAGAUUUAAAGGGAACAUGGGAGACAUGGUCAGUGCCAUACACUCAUUGUUAGAGCCCUGUUGAGGAAAAGGGUCAAGCUUCUCUGUUCCCUCCCUCCUUUGUUGGGACUUGACUCCUACAAGAUGGGAUAUCAAGUGCAAUCACAGAGGAGAACAGUUAUUGAAAUCAUUGAAUCACUCACCCACUGGCAUUAGGUUAAGAGGUUUGAAUAAAAGCCAGCCUAUUAACAGGUUUAUUUGAUAUUGUGAGUCUUUCUGCAUUUGAAUGGUUUGGAUUAAAGUGUUUUUCUUUUGUCUUGCUGGGGUCAAGGCAAAUCGUUUUUAAACAAUUAAAGAUACUGUUUUUAAUGACAAGGAGACUGAUGUAUGGAGUACCUUGAAAAGGCCAAAAGAGAAACUGAAUGUCACUGCAGUGUUGCUGACAUUUAGCAAUGCAAAUAAUAAUAUUAAGGCAACACCAGAUAUUUAAAUCCACAUGAUUUAAUAGGAAUAUAACCUGAUAUUUCACAGGAAUUGGAAACAAAUAUCACAUUGGAUACACAAAGUUGACACUGUUUGUGGAAGCCGUCAUUAUAUUUAUUUCACAUUGUGCGAUGCAUGUAAAGGGAUGCUCAUUGAGAAUCAGUGUUGUAGACAAAGAGCAACGGCUUUGAAAUGUUGGUAGUAGAUCUGGCACUCCUCCAGUUUGGUCUGACCUUAGGUUUAUGUAAUAUUCACACUUCCUGUUUAUGAUAUCCUCACAAAUUGUUUAAAUUCAACAUUAGCCACAACAAGCUGCAUGCGUUUACCACGAUAGAACGCACAUCUAUCAAAACUUCAUUCUGUACAUGAUUAUAGUCAAUUAAUUUCACUAGAUUUUGAAUGUUAAAAUGUUAAUGGUUUGGUCAAAUCAGAGACAAUAAUCAGUAUUUCAACUGUUAAUACUUCUGUAUAUGUUACAUUUUGCUUCUGUUCUGUAUGAUUUCCAGCUGUUAAACACCAUGUGCACUUCCAGAGUUAUUCAUGACUGAUCAAAUAUUUAGUGUUUUGUUUUCAGUUGAACAUUGAAAAGUUAUGAGGAUUCACCCCAUCGUUGUUUCUUAAGCGUUAUUCUACCGACAACGCAGUUAAUCGUCGUACAACACUGAACAAAUCUGUACAUGGCUUUUCAGGACAAAUGUAUCAUUUGUUCAAAUUAAAAGAUGGCACUUCAUAGAUGAUUUACAACACUUGAAUUUAUAUUGAAAAUGUAUCUUUAUGAGCUGUACAUCAGAAGCUUCUGUCAAAUGUGUUGCUAGUUUUGAGAGUAGGCCUUGCUAUUCAGCAUUUGAUUUUGUUUCCUUUUAAAAACAACUUGUGAUUGCACAGUGAAUAUUUGUUACACCCCCACAGCACAGUUUUCCCAUGUCUGAUGUCUGUUUAAAGCGAUCUGUUGGCCUUUGUAUUAGCUCCAAAUGUAAAACCAAGCGGCAUGUGAAGGCUGGUUGUUUUAGUGCUUUUGUUUUGUUAUGGUUUUAAAUUCAAAUUACGUGCCAGUGCUUUAGCCAUUGCUACUCCGAUAUACUUUAUUUUUCAUAUCCAUGAGCAUUUUCAGUGCCAACCAUGGUUUGUUAUGUUCUCACACACCUCUCACAGUGUGAUGAGGCUCAGUGAAGUUUGUCUUGGUCAAAAGUGUGAAAGACUUUUAUGCCAUUUUAUUACAGGCACUGUUUGGAACAGGAUAGACUCUGGCUAUAUGCUAUCUCACAUCUUAGAUAACUGUCAGGAUGUGUUCAUAUGUCACUGUAAAUUAAAGGAAAUCAUAAAAGGGUUUCAGGUCCGCAUGCCACUUCUGUUCAGCUGUGGCUGUAUGCAUGGUCUAUAAGGUCUUCUUCAUGCACCCUCUAUAACUGCAUGUGGUAUUGCAUGGGGAUCGCACUGUAAACAGAUAUACAUUUUGCAAGACAACUUUAGUUUUUUCCUUUUCUUAGUACAUAAUGUUUACUUAAACGUUAUUCUUGUACUGUGUCACAUAAUGUAAUCCACAGAUGAUGAUGACAGCAUCAUAGAGAUAUUUUGUAUAAUAUCCAGCACAGAGAGAAGUCGUAAGGGAAUACUUGAAUACUAAUCGGCACAGUCUUUAACAAUCUGGGCAGUGCGAAUAAACAUGAAUAAUAUGAGCAUCUAGCAUUGUAUCCGUACCAUUGUCUUUAAUUUAUUAAUCCAAGAGCAGAUGCUGCGGUAACAGAGAGCGCGGUGCUGGUGUCGGUGUUUCUGUUCUGAAUGUCGUACGGGACAGAGAUGUCAGUAGACGGAGUGUUUAGUGACAUUCUAUGAAUGUAUUGGAGAAGAGAAAAUAUUUGUCAUUUACAUGUUCACUUGUUCUUUCCAAUAAAUACCAAAUUAACUGA
This is a messenger RNA of Gymnodraco acuticeps, 3889 nucleotides long. RefSeq names its product TLC domain-containing protein 4-B-like. NCBI's taxonomy places the organism in Eukaryota, Metazoa, Chordata, Actinopteri, Perciformes, Bathydraconidae. Gene Ontology annotation, cellular component: endoplasmic reticulum; membrane. Gene Ontology annotation, biological process: lipid homeostasis. The record is from RefSeq and is a predicted model, not a curated record.